Messenger RNA from Macrosiphum euphorbiae (potato aphid), 474 nucleotides. NCBI's taxonomy places the organism in Eukaryota, Metazoa, Arthropoda, Insecta, Hemiptera, Aphididae. The record is from the annotation of a GenBank genome assembly.
AUGCCAAAAAUAAAAUUGAUAUCAACUUCUAUAAGUUCAAAUUCAAAUUUAAAAACUCACAUCAAGCAUGUUCAUCCAAGUGAAUUAAUUACAUUUAAUGAGCUUGGAAAAAGGAAGUCGUACAAUAAUAAUAAUUGUACUCAACCCAAAAAACAGUUGAAAUUAUCGGAAGUAGGAAAAACUGUAAAAAAUCUUAGUCAAACAGAAUUUGAUAAGGCUAACCUAGAACUCAUUAUAAAUACUGUGUCACCUUUUUCUUUGAUUGAGCACCCUGCAUUUAUAAAAUAUUGUCACUUAACAUCCAAUAAAGUUCCUAUGUCCAGAAGAAGAUUGAUGAGAAAUGUAAGCUCAUUGUUCAAUGAUAUGAUUCAACAACUGAAGACUGAACUAGAAAAAAUUGAAUAUGUUUGCAUUACUGCAGAUUGUUGGAGUAUUUUCCACAAUCGUAUAUGGGUUUUACAAUUCAUUGGCUGA